Diospyros lotus (date-plum) is the source of this 2443-nucleotide messenger RNA. RefSeq names its product GATA transcription factor 26-like. The record is from RefSeq and is a predicted model, not a curated record. The coding region runs from base 492 to 2117 and encodes 541 amino acids. Lineage: Eukaryota; Viridiplantae; Streptophyta; Magnoliopsida; Ericales; Ebenaceae. Gene Ontology annotation, biological process: regulation of DNA-templated transcription. The transcript is spliced from 8 exons. Gene Ontology annotation, molecular function: zinc ion binding; sequence-specific DNA binding.
AAUACAACAAGAAAGAGGUCAUAUUGACAAAACUCAACACCCCCCUCCCCUCCCCCUUUAACCCUUUUCCUGAUUUCACCUCCCUUUCCCAACCAUUUAUUCAAGACGACUCCUCCAAUGGUCUUUUCUCUUCCCCAUUGGGUUGUACAGAUUCUCAGCUGAAAUACCCAUCUCAAUCCCCUCCCUUCUUGUUGAUUUUUGCUGUUUACAGUGGUUUUUGUGGGACUUUAAGGAACAGACUGGUCUGGGUCUUCUGGGUUUCUGUUUUCUUUUGCAGGAGUUUCUUGCAGAUAACCUCCCAAUAAACCCAGUACUAUCUAUCUAUCUAUGUAUAUGUCAAAAAGCGGGUUGUAGAUAAUUAUCAAUUUUUAUCCUAUUUUCUCAAUUUUCUGGGUUAACUAUUUUCUGGAGAAAUUGGCUUUACUUUUCUCCAUUUCCUUCCAAUUUUGCAAUUUUCUGUUUGAAACUAAGGGGAAGAGAUAAAUAGCGACAUGGGCAAGCAAGGACCCUGCCAUCACUGUGGUGUCACAAGCACGCCUCUUUGGCGAAAUGGGCCGCCGGAGAAGCCAAUACUGUGCAAUGCUUGUGGAUCCCGGUGGAGAACAAAAGGAACACUUGCAAACUACACUCCUCUACAUGCUAGGGCAGAGCCUGAUGAAUUUGAGGAUUACAGGGUUUCAAGGGUGAAGAACAUAUCUAUUAAGAAGAAAGAAUCAAAGGUGCUAAAAAGAAAACAAAAUUAUGAUAAUGCAGUAGUUGGAGGAGUUGACUCCAAUUAUAACCUGGGCUUGCGUAAGGGACUAGAUGAUGAUACUAGUAAUCGAUCAAGUUCUGGGUCUGCCAUAUCUAAUUCUGAGAGUUGCGUACAGUUCGGCUGUGCAGAUGCAAGUGAUUUGACAGGUCCAUCCCAGUCCAUUGUGUGGGACACAACAGUACCUUCCAAGAAGAGGACCUGUGUUAGUCGUCCAAAGCCAUCUCCAGUGGAGAAGCUUACUAAAGAUUUAUAUACCAUCUUACAUGAACAACAAUCCUCGCAUUUCUCUGGAUCUUCUGAAGAUGAUUUGCUAUUUGAGAGUGACAGACCUAUGGUCUCAGUUGAGAUAGGACAUGGCAGUGUUCUUAUUCGACAUCCCAGCUCCAUAGGUUGGGAAGAGGAAUCUGAAGCUAGCUCUCUGUCAGUUGACAACAAACUACAACAGGCAAACGAGGCUUAUUCAAGUUUGACUGCCCUACCUGUAAAUAUUGAUAACAAGGGUGUCAACUUCCGAGGUCUUGGGAUUGAAAGGGGAAAGAAAACUACUGGGCAAGGGAUGCAACAGGAGCAAAUAAAAAGGGACAAGGCUCAUAUUGAGAAAAUACAGCUUCUGGGAAGUCAUGAUUCACCACUUUGUUAUGUAGAUCUAAAAGAUGUUCUCGACUUUGAUGUGUUUACCAGUCACCUGACAAGUGAAGAGCAGCAGCAGUUGCUCAAAUAUCUCCCUCCUACUGAUACCAACAAUGUUCCUGAUGGCCUUGAAAGCAUGUUUGCAAGCCAUCAAUUCGAGGAGAACCUAUCCUCCUUCAGGAAGCUGCUUGCAAAGGGAGUUUUUGAUCUUUCUUUCUCAGGGAUAAAAGCUGAAGACUGUGGGAUGUUGAAGAGGCUUGCAUUGAGCAAUUUGACAAAGUCAAAGUGGGUGGAACAAUAUAAUAAUCUGCUCAAGGAUGUAAAAUGUAAAAGUAGUGGAGUAGUUCCAAGAGUACCUAAUGCCUUUGCAUCUGGUAAUCCAACAAAUGUGAAAAGAUUGCGUGACGGCCAACUUCAACAUCUUCCAGGAGAAAAGACGACAAUGAAGAGCCCAAAAAGGGUAUUGAAGGGUACCUAUGAACACAAAGAGGGGAUAUGCAACGAUGGCUCUUGCUUUAGUCCAAGAAGUCUAUUGAUGUUGCCUCAUGACAAUAGCUCUGUAAUGCUGGAUUCUUUCCAGUUUACGGGUGAGAGUUCUGAUCAAGAUCUGUUGCUGGAUGUCCCAUCCAAUAGCUCCUUCCCAGAGGCAGAGCUGCUCCUCCCGGCUUCAAGUUUUGGCGUCCAAGCAAGCACUAGUAGUAGCUCCAUAUACCCACAACUUGUCCGACCAUGAUGGCUCUCUUCACGACACUACUUUUGCAGGUCUAUUUAGGUGCCUGUUUUGUUAAAAUGCAUAUUUGGAUCCCGCAUGGCUUGCAGUCCGAACAUACAGAAGUAUUUAUGUGAAUUGAGGUUUGAUGGUUGCCUUUUAUUUUCUUGGCCUAUAUGAGCUUGAAGUGUUAAGUCGAUGCGUUUGGACGGGCUGUUUUUGUAUAGGUGACUGAAGAUUGUAAGAUGUAGUCCAAAUGCAGUAGAGGUGGUAAGUUGCAGAGUCUUUGUAUGCAUCUUAGCCCUUGACUUGCAAAAUUACUACCAGAUAACCCUUCUGUUGGCUGCUUA